Danaus chrysippus (African queen) is the source of this 2703-nucleotide messenger RNA. NCBI's taxonomy places the organism in Eukaryota, Metazoa, Arthropoda, Insecta, Lepidoptera, Nymphalidae. The record is from the annotation of a GenBank genome assembly.
AUGAACAUCACGCCGAUAUUCAGUCAUUGGGAAACAGACGUUUUGUGUGACGAGUGUAAAAAUAUUGAUGCUUUGGCAAAAGGCGCCAGCAAUAUCGUUUAUCAUAACUUCAAAUGGCAGUUCGCUACAUUAGUGCUAAUGAAUUCUACAGUGUUUUGUGGUGUUGGCGCAUUUAUGAAGUCUUAUGGGAGGAAUAUUAUUUUUGUUAAUGAAUUAUCAUCACCGAUGUUUUAUGAAACAAUGACUCAAUUCGUUCUUUUUGGAUAUGAUCUUGAUAAUAUUGUUACCAUGUUGCAGUGGAUAGAGAGUUACAAUUUGGACAAUACUGGUAAUUUUAUAAUCAUCUGCCAAUCCGAUGAAAGAGAUCUAUGUGAUGAGAGCGAGGCUGUAAAAAUUUUAUGGGAGUUUAGAGUGGUUAAUGUUAUUUUUGUUAAUCUCUCGCACCGUGGGACCGGUUAUUCCUAUAAUUACGAAGAAAACUGUAAACCUGGUCCACCUAUGAAACUAAAAAAUUGGGAUACUUGCUUCGAAUCCGGAAUAAACUGUUAUGAUUAUUUCCCUAUGAAAUUACAAAACUUCCACGAAUGUCCGAUUUUAGUUUCCACUUUCAUUCAGCAACCUUAUAUGGUUUUGAACGAUAACGUGCCGUCGGGGGCAGAUGGAGAUUUAUUACGUAUAUUGAUAGGAGCUUUAAAUGCAACUCUUGUAGUGAAAACUCCGUGGAAAGGUGAUGGGUGGGGAAAUAUUGACGAAAACGGGAGCUGGGUGGGAUCUCUUGGUGAUCUAUAUUAUAAUUUAGCUGACUUCUCGAUGACAUCCGCUAGUAUCACAGAAACCAGAACAUUUUAUCAAGUACAUCUCAUAAACUCUCUGAAGACGGAUGUGUACAUGUCAAAUUUUGUAACUAUAAAGGACGCAAUAAGAGAAGAAUAUGAUUAUGGUGGAGGUCUAGCUCUGAGAGACUAUUAUGUUGAUCAACCAGAAAUAUUUGAUAAUUGGAAAGAAGUAAAUAGCACUGACUAUUUAGAAAUUAUGAAUAAUCUGACUAAAGUAAACUGCGUCUUCGCAUUAGAGUCAUUUUUUAACGCCUACAAUAAGGCUUUAGUUGUAACAUGUGGAAGAUUUGUUCUUCAUCAACAAACUGUUUUUCCACAGUUUGUUAUAUUUGGUCACAAUUCUGUGGAAAUCAUCAAUACUAUCAAAUGGAUCGACAAAUCAAGAUAUGAUAAUGCUGGAAAAUUCAUUAUCAUAUGCCUUGAUUUAGAAAACAAAAAUUGCGAUGAAAAUCGGGUUUUCUUUACAUUGGCAAAAGUUAAAAUAAUAAAAGUAGUGUAUUUAAGAGUGACCAAGGACUCGGAGUACUUGUCCUUUUCAUAUGAUUUUAUUCUGCCCGAUAAUUGCUAUAAUAGUAAACCAGAAUUGAUUAAUUUCGACGCGAAAUGUCCAAACGAUGAUUGUUUCAAAAUGUUAUUUCAAGAUCAGCUAAAGAAUUUUUAUGGAUGUCCUCUAAUUGUGUCUACAUUUGAACAGCCUCCAUUUAUGUAUCUAAAUAAUGAGACUAUGGAACCUACAGGCAGCGAUGGAGAUAUCAUCACACUAGUGGCAGAGGCUUUGAAUGCUUCGUUGGAAAUAAGGAUUCCUUUAGCAGGCGAUACAUGGGGGAAUUAUGAAAAUAAUAACUGGACUGGGUCAUUGGGCGAUGUUUAUAACGACCGCGUACACGUGUCCGUUUGUUCAUUGCCUAUUUCCGAAGAUAAGUAUGGUAAUUUUCAAAUUUCCUAUAUUUACAACUCAAUGGAUAUAGUUUGGACAGCUGAAGUACCACCGAUUAAGCCAUCUUGGACUAAAUUGCUUUCUUCUUUGGACGUAACUUUACGAAUUGCAAUAUUUGUAAUGUUCAUUGCAAUUGCCCUCAUCAAUUCUAUUUUAAGAAGUCAUCUUUGGCGAAAAUUUUUCAAAGUUUUAAGAAUAAAAUCUUUUCGAUCAAAUCUACUCAUUAAUUCCUGGGCCUUAUUUCUUGGAAUACCGAUAUUAAGAAUGCCAAACAAACGGGCAUUUAAAUUCAUUGUCUUUAGCUGGAUUUGGUUCAGUUUUAUUAUUAAAAUUGCAUAUCAAGCAGCAUUAAUAAGUUCUCUGAAGAAUAAACAAUUUGGAGAUAAGUUUCCCGACUUUGAAUCAGUGCUAGAAACCAAGCGCCCUUAUGGGGGUUUGCCAACUCUUAGGCAAUAUUACAUUGAGGAUCCUUACGUUUAUGACAACUGGAUCGUCCUGGAUUUUGAUGAAUCUUAUGAAACUUUAGAACAGAUAUGUGACGUUUCAACAAACUUUGUUCUGGCAUUUAAUAAGGAAAUUAUAAUGGAACACCUUUUUAAGUACAAUGGAACAAAAAGAUUACAGAUCUUGCCUCAUAAAAUUGUGAACAGUCCUACAGUGAUGUAUUUCAAGAAGUAUUCCGUAUUUGAGGCUCCCGUUAGUGCUGUGCUUAGUAGAAUGGUAGAAUCGGGAUUAACACAAUUCUGGCGAAACAGAUAUUUGACAUAUGUAAACUUUUUCUUUCGUAGAAUAGAGGAUCACGAAGAGGAACCGUUUACGUUUGACAAUUUUAAAGCAUGCUUGGCUUUAUUAGUUUUUGGUUGGGUUUUAUCAAUAAUAUUUUUUGUAUUGGAAGUUUUUUGUGGAAGAUACGAGAAAAGGCUUAAAUAA